Messenger RNA from Magallana angulata, 1843 nucleotides. RefSeq names its product dynein regulatory complex subunit 5-like. NCBI's taxonomy places the organism in Eukaryota, Metazoa, Mollusca, Bivalvia, Ostreida, Ostreidae. The transcript is spliced from 4 exons. The coding region runs from base 44 to 1609 and encodes 521 amino acids. The record is from RefSeq and is a predicted model, not a curated record. Gene Ontology annotation, molecular function: protein binding.
ACUUCCGGUGUUUCUAUAGAGACGUUUACACUGAGAGAAAGAAAUGGCUGACCAACCUGAACAAGGUUCAACCGUUGAAGAUGACAAUAAGAGUACAAAAAGUGGACCCAAAAGCCAGGCUGGAUCUAAGCCUGUUUCCAGAGCUGGGUCUGGCCAUUCUGGUAAAAGUGGUAAAAGCGGAGGGAGCAAAAAGGUUGGGGAUGCCCCUGUUCCUCCUUCCCCAAUAGCUUCAGCUAAAGAUAACCCAGCAGCUGACGGGAGAACUAUGAGGAGAAUCAUUGCAGAGGAUUCUGAAUAUUCCUUAGCUACAGUACCCAGACUGAUUGAGCUAUGCAUUUCACACAUAGUGUCAAACUUUGAAAAUAAUUCAACAAUCCUGAACAAUCUCCUACCAAAACACAAGUCAAUAGUCCUUGAGAAGAUAUCAACUGACCUCCCAUUGAAGAUCACAGCUAAUUUGGUUGAAGAUGAAGGUUACUGGAAACGAUGCUGCAAAGCUCGCUGGCAAAUCUGUGAUGUAGCUGCAUACGGAAACAACUGGAAGAGAAUGUACUUUGAAAGAAACCUCCAACAAAUAGUUGAACACUUUGUCCCAGAAUCAACAGAUAUGACUGAAAUAAAUGAGACUCUACCACUAUCUGCCAAUUAUGUCAAGAAACUAGAUAUAAGACAACUCCUUCCACCAGUGAGAGAAGCCCCAAAAGGUCCAGAUUUUGACGAUGCCUCAGAUGCUGGAAGUGAAGCAGGAGAUGAACCAGAAUGUGAUCAUUUUAACUUUGGCCCCAUUUUAAAACAACUGCCAAAUAUUGAAGAACUUCAUUUAACAUAUGGAGUCAAAGACUGUGGGAUGAAUUUUGAAUGGAACUUGUUUAAUUUCACUGCUAGAGACUGUUUGCUGUUGGCUCAGUGUGUGGCUGCAACAAAAGGACUGAAAGUUUUCAGGCUUCACAGAAGUAAAGUGGACGACGACAAAGUCCGAGUUUUGAUCAGCCACAUUCUGGACCAUCCAGGCUUAACGGAGUUGGACCUAUCCCACAAUGUAAUCAGUGACCGUGGUGCCAGGGCCAUUGGGAAAUUCCUUAACAACCACAGCCAGUUAGUCAAACUGAACCUCUGUGAUAAUGAUGUACGACACAGUGGAGCCCAAGCUAUUGCCCACGCCUUGACCAAAAACACAACGCUGACGGAUCUGAACAUUCGGUUGAAUCGUCUGGGAGAUGAGGGAGGACAGGCCAUCUGUAAAGCUCUGCUGAAGAACACCACACUCUGCAAUAUCAACAUGGCUAGCAGUGAUCUAGGCGAGCCCACUGCUGCCAUUUUCUCCCAGGUUGUCAUGCAAAAUACAACAUUGAAAUCAGUUGACUUGUCAUCAAACAGACUUGGUGCAGAGGGUGGUAAACAAAUCCAGGAAGGUAUGGAGGACAACACGACCAUCACCCACAUGGAUCUCCGUCUGACUGAUUCCGGACAGGAAGCCGAGUACUGCAUCAACCAGAUCCUGCACCGGAACCAGGAACGAGAGCGGGAGAGCAAGAUCUGUGAGCCCCCUGCACCCUCCAAGAAAAUUCUGCCACAGGCUGCUCAUAGGUUUAAGCCCACAAAGGCCUGAAUGAACAAAGACCAUUGUUACUGUAUGUGGACUAGGCACUUUCUUCAGGCCCUGUUUGAAUUAUUUUUUUGUUAAAAAUGUGAAAGAUGAACACAUUUAUUGUUAUACAUUGAUUUGUACUAUGUAAUGAAAUGUCUCCUGAUAUUUUCAAUCUUAUGUGACAUGUGCUAUGUUAAAAUGUUUGAAGAAGUAUUAUUUAAUUAAUAUGAAACAAAAAUAAAAUACUAAUGUAGA